GUAAGAACUGGACUGCUCAAAUGUAGUCGGCUGCGGGCACUACUUGACAAAGUUACGCCCCGUUGUGUUGUUGUUUUCUCAGCAGCAUCGGACAUCAAUCAAACCUAGUGAUCUCCCCCAUUUUGCCAAACCAUCACUAAGUCAGUAUGGUGAACAUCGCUGUCGCCGGCGGUACUGGAAACGUCGCGACCGAGAUACUCCGAGCGACAAUUGCAUCCGGGAGACAUAACAUCACCAUCUUUACACGGGGCAGCAAAACCGCGGAAUCGUCGCAACCAAACGUGACAUACAAAGCCGUAGAUUAUUCCGAUCACGCUGCUCUUGUAGAUGCACUUCGGGGGUUUGAUAUCUGUUUGUGUUUUAUGAUCAUCAUAGGCGAAGGAUAUACUGCCCAGAUCAAACUCAUUGAUGCUUGCAUCGAGGCUGGGGUGAAGAGAUUCGCACCUUCAGAGUGGGGCAUCAAGAACGGGAGCCCUGUCCCAGAUUACAAGCCCAAAGACGAAACGGUUGAAUAUCUGAAAGAAAUCAAUAAAGACAAAAAGGUGCUGGAGUACACACUCUUCCAACCAUCCAUCUUCAUGGACUACUUCGCGCACCCGAACCCUCUUUCACCAAACCUCCACACCUGGUCAUUCUUCAUCGACCCAUCGUCCCGCCACGCCAUCCUCCCAGAAUCCCAAGACGAUCCGCUCGUCUUGACCCGCAUUUCAGACGACUCUGAGAUCCUCCUGCGCGCCAUCGAAGACCCUAACCCCUGGCCCGUCAUCGGCGGGAUCCGCGGCUGCAGGACGACCAUUCGCGAAUUGUUCGCUCUCUCCAAGGAGAUCAGGGGCGGGGAGUGGACGAUCGAGAACGUUAGCGACGAGGACGUCGAGAACAAGACGUUGCAAACGAAGUGGUGCCCCCAGAUGACGCAUCCGUCUCUCCCGCUUGAGGUCCGUGAAUCGUACUCGAAGGUCUUCCUGAACAACUUCUUGAGUGCGAUUUUGGCGGGCUCGUGGGACGUGUCGGAUGAGUUCAACCAGAGGUAUCCGGAUUAUAAGUUUACGAAUCUGAAGGACUAUCUUAAAGAGGCUUGGGAGGGGAAGCCGUAAUGAGAAAGACGGCCAGUCUGGAAACAUUGUAUUGAGCCAUAUAUCACACAUAUCAAUAUGGAGAUUGAAACCAAGAGACAGCAUCUGGAUAAACAUAAAAUAUAUCUACAAGAG
Molecule: messenger RNA, 1208 nt
Organism: Aaosphaeria arxii CBS 175.79
Lineage: Eukaryota; Fungi; Ascomycota; Dothideomycetes; Pleosporales
Product: NAD(P)-binding protein
Exons: 4
Coding region: 147-1094 (315 amino acids)
Source: RefSeq, a predicted model, not a curated record